This is a messenger RNA of Strongyloides ratti, 2247 nucleotides long. RefSeq names its product Elongation factor G, mitochondrial. Gene Ontology annotation, biological process: mitochondrial translational elongation. Gene Ontology annotation, cellular component: mitochondrion. The coding region runs from base 1 to 2247 and encodes 748 amino acids. The transcript has 3 exons. Lineage: Eukaryota; Metazoa; Nematoda; Chromadorea; Rhabditida; Strongyloididae. Gene Ontology annotation, molecular function: GTPase activity; translation elongation factor activity; GTP binding. The record is from RefSeq and is a predicted model, not a curated record.
AUGAAGUGUGUUCCACUAACUUUUCGAAAUCUAAUAAAAAACUUUUCUAAAACAUGUAGAAAUUAUUCUUCUGGGGCAGAGUCAUUUAAAGUUAUACGUCCAAAUGAAAAAAUUAGAAAUAUUGGUAUUUCAGCUCAUAUUGACUCUGGAAAGACAACAGUCACAGAACGAAUUUUAUUUUAUGCGGGUAGGAUAGAUUCUAUGCACGAGGUUAAAGGAAAAGAUGAUGUUGGAGCUACAAUGGAUUUUAUGGAACUUGAAAAACAGAGAGGAAUCACAAUUCAAUCUGCUGCUACUUAUGUUGAUUGGAAAGGAACAAAUAUUAAUAUUAUUGAUACUCCGGGACACGUUGAUUUUACCGUUGAAGUUGAAAGAGCACUACGUGUGUUAGAUGGAGCAGUAUUAGUAUUGUGUGGUGUUGGUGGUGUACAAUCACAAACAUUUACAGUUAACAGACAAUUAGCUAGAUAUAAUGUUCCUUUUUUAACUUUUGUUAAUAAAUUAGAUCGUACUGGUGCUACACCAUGGAAAGCAUUAAAUGGUUUAAGAGGUAAAUUAAAUCACAAUGCUGCUUUUAUUCAAAUGCCAAUGGGAUUAGAAUCAAAUUUCAAAGGAGUUGUUGAUCUCAUUACCCAAGAAGCUAUUUAUUAUGAAGGUGAAGAUGGUUUAAUUGUAAGAAGAGAUGAUAUACCACAAGAAUAUAGAGCUCAAGCAAAAGAUUUGAGAGCAGAAAUGAUUGAACAUUUGGCUAAUUGUGACGAAAAGAUAUGUGAACAAUUUUUGAAUGAUAUCAAUCCAACUGAAGAUGAAAUUCAUAAUGCUAUAAGAAAAAAUACUAUAUCUAGAGCAUUUGUUCCUGUACUUAUGGGAACAGCUUUAAAAAAUAAAGGUGUACAAACAAUGAUAGAUGCAGUUGUUAAAUAUCUUCCAAAUCCAUCUGAAGUUGUUAACAAAGCUAAUAUUGUUAACGAUAAAGGUGAAGAAGAAAAAAUCAUAUUAAAUCCUAUUAGAAGUGCCACAAAAAGCAAAGAAAAUCCAUUUGUUGGAUUAGCUUUUAAACUUGAAGCAGGUAAACAUGGACAAUUGACAUAUUUCCGUGUAUACCAAGGUCAACUUUCAAAAGGUGAUGUUAUAUAUGCAACAAGAGAUGGAAGAAAAGUUCGAGUACAAAGAUUAGUUAGAAUGCAUGCUAAUGAUAUGGAAGAUAUAGAAACAACCUAUGCUGGAGAUAUAUGUGCUAUAUUUGGUGUUGACUGUUCUUCCGGUGAAACUUUUUGUAGUGAUGAAAAACUAAAUAUUCAUUGUGAAAAUAUGCACAUUCCUGAACCAGUUAUUUCCAUGUCUAUCAAACCUAUUAAUAGAAAAGAUGGAGAUAAUUUUAUUAAAGCUCUUAAUAGAUUUACUAAAGAAGAUCCAACAUUUAAGAAAGAAUAUAAUGCUGAACAUAGAGAAACUGUUGUAAGUGGUAUGGGUGAAUUACAUCUUGAAAUUUAUGCACAAAGAAUGAAAAAUGAAUUUAAUUGCCCAGUUGAACUAGGUAAACCUACAGUUGCAUAUCGUGAAUGUAUUGCUUCACCAUAUAAAUUUUUCUUCCGUCAUAAAAAACAAACUGGAGGACAAGGACAAUUCGGUGAAAUUGAGGGUGUUAUUGAACAAUUACCUCCAGAGAAGAAUACUGUUGUCGAGUUUUCAGAUCAUACUUUUGGAAAUGGAAUUCCUAAAUCAUUGUUCCCAUCAUUAAAAAGAGGUUUGGACCAAAUAAUUCAAGAAGGACCUUUGAUUAAGAAUAAAGUUGCUGGUAUAAAUGUUAUUAUUACAGAUGGUAAAACACAUGCUGUUGAUUCAACUGAUAUUGCUAUGAUUAAUACAAUGAUGAACAUGAUGCGUGAAGCAUAUGAAAAAGCACAAUGGAUGAUUUUAGAACCAAUUAUGAAAGUUGAUGUUGUUACACCAAUCGAUUUCCAAGGAAGUGUUGUAACAUCAUUAACACAAAGAAAUGCUCUUAUUACAAAUACAGAUACUACUGAAGGAUAUACAACAAUCACUUGUGAAGCACCAUUAAAUGAUAUGUUUGGUUAUACUUCACAAUUAAGAUCUCUUACAGAAGGUAAAGGAGAAUUCACCAUGGAAUAUUCAAGAUAUGCUCCAACAUCAGUUGAAGGACAGGAAAACAUUAUUCAUCAAUGGAAAGUUGCUAAUGGAUUGAUUGAUGUAAAUGCUGACAAAGGAAAGAAAAAACGUCGUUAG